CAAUCCCAGAUACUAUUAUAUUUCUCAUUUCAUCAUAUAUUUGUAUAAUACUUUUACAUAAUUUCAAAUUCGAAGUCCGUGAGCCAGUGUACCUCUCGAACGUAUUAACUUUCUGAUAGUUUGGGGAAUUCUUAUCUUCUGUCUAAGCUGAUAAUUACUUUUUGUAUCACGUGCACGGCUUUCGCGUUUUCUUGAUUCAUUAAGCGGAAGUAACGUGACCGUUUCGCCUCGAAUCGACUAGCGGGCGUUUUCAAUAUUUUCAAGAAAAUUAUCAAUAACUGAGAUAAAAUAUGUUUAUUCUCCUAAUCAAACUGAUCAAGAAAUAUCUGACCACUCUUUCUAAUAAGCGAAAUGCUUUCAAAUAAUCAAUAAGUCCGUGGUUGCCGUGUCGGGAAACGGUCACAUAAGCCCUGCUUAAUAUGCCCAAAAACGCAAAAAUCCAUACAUGUGUUAGAAAAUAUAUGGUGUGCAUCAAAGGCUAAGAGGGCUUUACGCCUAUGGUACAUGAUAUACGGAGACUAUUGGUUCCGGUUGAAAUAGUAGUUUACGCAACAAGGGCGUAAAGCGAACUUUUUCGCACAAGUGUCACGCCGAUAACACGAGUGUAAAAAUUCAACGCCCGAAUUGCAUGCAAUAUUUUUCGGAUUCUGGGAGUACCUAAGGUUCGCGUGUAUGGUGUCAAUUACUGAGCGAAAGUGAAGUUUGGCUUCUCAUUUUACACACACUUUCAAAACUUUACACACUGUGUACGAAAAGGUUUGCCUUACGCUCAUAAAUCGUCACUUAACUUUUUCAUUUUGUUGCCAAGUUCUAUCACUUUGAGAUAUUGCAUUCAGCCGUUUUCGAAAUUAACGCGAAAGUGUAUCAGACAGACUGACACAUUAUUCCCGCUUCAUGCUGAUCAACUGUACCGCGGAAAAAAAUUUUUUCCUUAUUGCUUUCUCUUAUCAUAUUACUGAUAAACUUAGACUUCGUUUGUGUAACUCUGUUGUUACAGGCGUUGUCGAUACGUCUUUUUUAUCCGUAUUAUGAAUCCAUAUAAAUGGACUGGCGGGAUUGUCCCGGUUAGUUGGUAAGCAAAGUCGGUUGAGCACGUACAAAGUAAAGCUGUGUGAUAUUCUCAAUGAAUCGCUGGAUCGGAAAAGUCGCUCUGGUCACGGGGGCCAGCGCCGGUAUCGGUGCUGCAACGGUAGAGGCUCUUGUCCGAGAGGGUCUCAAGGUCGUAGGAAUAGCCAGGCGAGUCGAGAAUAUCGAGAAACUCCGCGAAGAGCUUAAAAACGAGGAAGGGGAACUGUACGCGAGAAAGUGCGACGUCUCGAAGGAGGAGGAAAUCCUCGCGGUUUUCGAAUGGAUCGAGGAAAACCUCGGCGGCGUCGACGUCCUCGUUAACAACGCCGGGCUGAUGCACGCGGCAAGUCUGACCGACGGAGACACCGAAGGGUUUCGCCGUUUACUGGACGUCAACGUCUUAGCAGUUGCCGUGUGCACGAGAGAAGCCGUGAAAUCGAUGAAAGCGCGUCACGUCGACGGUCACAUCUUCAACAUCAACAGUGUCCUGGGUCACUACGUCUUUACGGCCAGCGAUCGCUGGAGCUUGUAUCCGAGUACUAAGUUCGCGGUAACAGCAAUGACCGAGGUAACCAGGAAGGAACUGAUCAUGGCGAACACGAAGAUCAAGAUAACCAGCAUCAGUCCAGGAUUCGUUAAGACGGAAUUGGUCACAGUUGCCAGUUCGGAGUCGUGCUACAAGGAGAUGCUCAGUAUUAAUCCAUCCUUGAACCCGGAGGACGUCACUAGCGCAAUUAUAUACGCUCUAGGCACUCCGGCACAUGUCCAGGUCUGCGAGCUUAUACUACGUCCAGUCGGCGAGACAAUGGCUUGAUCGACUUUACAAUGCAAUGUACCUACGCCCUGGGAGUCUGUAAAAUUAUGUGAGCUGUUUUAAUUGUUGAAUAAACAAUACGUUUUGUAAUGUAGGCUUGCUAAGAUGAGCAGCAGUAAUAAUAAUAUUUUAAGUAAAUAAAAUUUUAUGACUGGUAUCAAAGA
This is a messenger RNA of Neodiprion fabricii, 2046 nucleotides long. RefSeq names its product farnesol dehydrogenase-like. Lineage: Eukaryota; Metazoa; Arthropoda; Insecta; Hymenoptera; Diprionidae. The transcript is spliced from 5 exons. The coding region runs from base 1124 to 1882 and encodes 252 amino acids. The record is from RefSeq and is a predicted model, not a curated record.